Cololabis saira (Pacific saury) is the source of this 2448-nucleotide messenger RNA. Its product is annotated as extracellular calcium-sensing receptor-like. Bases 40 to 2448 code for a protein of 802 amino acids. NCBI's taxonomy places the organism in Eukaryota, Metazoa, Chordata, Actinopteri, Beloniformes, Belonidae. Gene Ontology annotation, cellular component: membrane. Gene Ontology annotation, molecular function: G protein-coupled receptor activity. The record is from RefSeq and is a predicted model, not a curated record. Gene Ontology annotation, biological process: G protein-coupled receptor signaling pathway. The transcript is spliced from 6 exons.
GCUCCUCUCUGUCGGAUACUAGGGAGUCCAGAGUUUCCAAUGAUGUCUAAAGAAGGAGAUGUAAUCUUUGGAGGAGCAUUUUCCAUCCACAGCGAAAUCACACCGCCUUCACUUUCUUUUACAGAGAAACCAGCAUCUGUCAAAUGUUCAAGCCUAAACCUCAGAGAAUUUCGAUAUACCCAGGUCAUGAUAUUUGCUAUUGAUGAAAUAAAUAGGAGUACAUUUCUUCUCCCAAACAUUUCUAUAGGAUAUAGAAUUUAUGACAAUUGUGGUUCGACGUUAACUUCAAUGUAUGCAGUAAUGGCUCUCCUGAAUGGUGAUGAGAGGACUUUGGAAAAUAAUUGCUCAGGUCAAUCAUCAGUGCUUGCUAUUAUUGGGGAGUCUGAAUCCUCUCAAACCAUUGUGCUGGCACGCAAUACUGGACCAUUUAAGAUACCAGUGAUAAGUCCUUCGGCAACUUGUGAAUGUUUAAGCAGCAGGAAGGAGUACCCCUCUUUCUUCCGAACUAUUGCCAGUGAUCUCUAUCAAAGCCGAGCCCUCGCCCAGCUGGUCAAACAUUUUGGCUGGACUUGGGUUGGGGCAGUCAACAGUGACAAUGACUAUGGCAAUAAUGGCAUUGCUAUCUUUCUUGCUGCAGCCCAAGAGGAGGGCGUGUGUGUGGAGUACACAGAGAAACUUCACAGAGCAGAGCCAGAAAGAUUUCUGAAAGUGGUGGAGGUGAUCAAAAAGAGCACUGCUCGGGUCAUUGUUGCUUUCCUAUCUCAUGUAGAAAUUAACAUCCUCUUUGAACUCUUAAGCCUGCACAAUGUCACAGGUCGGCAAUUCAUUGGUGUGGAGGCCUGGAUCGCAGCCAACAGUCUUAUGACUCCUAAAACCUUUAGUGUGCUAGGAGGGUCACUGGGAUUUGCUGUACCGAAUGCCAAUAUCAGUGGUCAUAAUGAUUUUCUAGCCAGAGGUUUCUGGGAGACUAGUUUUCAGUGCAAUAAACCAAAUAUGACGGGUGUUAUAAACAAUUGUGAGAAAAACCAUGAUCUAAUUAAGCUAAAAGAGUAUAACGAUGAUGUCCCAGAACUGAGAUUUACGCAUAACAUCUACAAAGCAAUCUAUGCUGUUGCCUAUUCUCUACACAGCCUCAUGAAGUGCUCAGACAGUCAGGGGUGUGAAAAAGCCAAAGGGAUUAAUCCAUGGCAGGUCGUGGAGUCUCUGAACGACGUGAACUUCACCAUUAAGAAUGGAGAGCAGUUAUGGUUCGACAGCUCUGGAGCUACCGUAGCCAAGUAUGAGGUGCUAAACUGGCAGCAGGGACCAAAUGGAUCAGUUCUGUUUAAAUCGGUUGGCUACUAUGAUGCUUCCCUACCUCCAGGACAGAGGUUUGUUCUUAAUACAGAGGAUAUAAUGUGGCCUGGAGGAAGCAAGGAUUUACCUAAAUCAGUGUGCAGUGAAAGCUGCCAUCCUGGAACUCAUAAAGUCCUUGAAAAAGGAAAACCUAUCUGCUGCUAUAACUGCGUACCCUGUCCAUUUGGAGAAAUCAGCAACACCACAGAUUCUAUUGACUGCAUAAAGUGUCCUGAGGAAUAUUUGUCCAAUCAGAACAGAGAUGCCUGUGUACUGAAAGAUGUUGAGUUUCUCUCUUUCACUGAGGUCAUGGGCAAAAUACUUGUGUUUUUUACUUUGUUUGGUGUGCUCCUUACCCUGAUAGUGGCCACUCUAUUCCUACUCAAUAAGGACACUCCACUGGUGAGGGCCAACAACUCUGAACUGAGCUUCUUGCUGCUAUUCUCUUUGACUAUGUGCUUCCUGUGCUCUUUGACCUUCAUCGGCAAACCCACUGAAUGGUCCUGCAUGCUGCGACACACAGCAUUUGGCAUCACCUUUGUCCUCUGCAUUUCUUGUAUUCUAGGGAAAACAUUAGUGGUUCUGAUGGCCUUCAGGGCAACACUUCCAGGCAGUAAUGUGAUGAAAUGGUUUGGGCCUGCACAGCAGAGACUCAGUGUUCUUGCUUUAACUUUUGUACAGAUUCUGAUUUGCGUCCUAUGGCUCACAAUAAAUCCUCCUUAUCCCUUUAAAAAUGUGAAAAUCUAUAAGGACAAGAUUAUUCUUGAGUGUGCUCUUGGGUCACCCAUUGGUUUCUGGGCUGUGUUGGGUUACGUCGGCUUCUUGGCUCUAUUAUGCUUUGUAUUUGCUUUUUUGGCCAGAAAACUGCCAGAUAAUUUCAAUGAAGCGAAGUUCAUCACAUUCAGCAUGUUGAUAUUCUGUGCAGUCUGGAUCACCUUUAUUCCAGCUUAUGUCAGCUCUCCUGGGAAAUUCACCGUUGCUGUAGAGAUUUUUGCUAUUUUGGCGUCAAGUUAUGGGAUACUUUUUUGUAUAUUUGCACCAAAAUGCUUUAUUCUUGCACUUAAACCUGAACUAAACACAAAGAAACAUAUAAUGGGAAAAGUACAAUCUUAA